AUGCCAUUCCGUCGGGACAUCAACACCGGCUGUCCGGUUGGCACCGUCAUCGAAGUGGCCGGAAAACCGUAUGAAGAUCUGAAAAAAUCAAUAUUUCUGGUGUUGACCACAAAUAAUAACGAUAUGGCACUGCGUGUGGAGCUCGUGUUGGGACAACCGUCUAAACUAAAAAUCGACUGCACCGUCUCCCAAAAGACGUCCACCGCUAUUGAGAACUUGGUCGUUUGCCCGUAUAAUCAACGGGCGGUGCUGAAAAUUGUCACAUUGCAACACUCGUUCCAGAUUUUCUUCAACGACGCCAAAGUUGCCGAUUUCGUUCAUCGUGUGGAUCCCUCGUUGGUCAAGUCGAUCCUACUUCAUGGGCCGUUGAUAACCGAGGAGGUGAUCAUCACUCCGGCUACUUCGGUCCCCCUGCCAACCUACGAACAAGCAACAUCUCCACCUGUCGAACUGAUGGCUAACAUGAAUUUGAAUAAUAAUCAAAAAGUUCCACUUAGAGAGGCGAAUGAUUUCCCACCGCCACCACCAGCAGGCACUAUUCUACCAACUGCACCGGCGGCGACGAUUCCGAUGGGAAAUGGGACGGUGCCAACAACGGCCACAGCUCCGGAUGUGAGGGACUCCACCGCCACCACUUCUUCCUCUUUCUACUUUACCGGUGGCUCUCAAGGAUUCUCCAAUCAUCCGUACCCACUUCCGGGACUAAUCGAUAAUGGAACAUAUCCAUCUCAACAGAAUAACGUCGGCCAUUUGCCUCCACAGACUUCGAUGCCAUCGGCUCCACCGAUGACUCAGGCUCCGCCCCAAAGACCACCGGCUCCAGUUGCUGCUGCGUCUCACUAUGCUAGUACACCGAUCACCGCUCCCACGUCCACCAUCCAAAACACGUACACACCGGCGCCCACUCCAUCGGUACCGUAUACUGUUACAUGCCCCCAAUCGGCCGCCGCCACUCCUGGAAUGCCCCAACCGAUGUCUCAACCUAACCAUCUCUACCAGAAUCAACCACAGUACCCACCGGGAUACAAUCCGUAUCCACAACAGGCUCAGCAACCGCAAGUUCCCCUAUACCCAGUCCCACAACCGUCUGCCGCCGCUAUCCCGAUGUCUGCAAUGCAACCGUACCAUCAACAGUAUAUGUACCCACAGGCGGCACCUAUGGUACAACCGUACCCCGUUUAUCAGCAGUAUCCAAUGGGCUAUGGCUACGCGCCUGAAGUGAUCUACUACGAAGGUGGACACCAUCAUCAUCGUCAUCACUUCUUCGGGCAUCACCAUCAUCAUUGUGACUAA
Caenorhabditis remanei is the source of this 1293-nucleotide messenger RNA. RefSeq lists its product as uncharacterized. The transcript is spliced from 11 exons. Lineage: Eukaryota; Metazoa; Nematoda; Chromadorea; Rhabditida; Rhabditidae. The coding region runs from base 1 to 1293 and encodes 430 amino acids. Gene Ontology annotation, molecular function: carbohydrate binding. The record is from RefSeq and is a predicted model, not a curated record.